This is a messenger RNA of Alternaria burnsii, 957 nucleotides long. RefSeq lists its product as uncharacterized. The coding region runs from base 1 to 957 and encodes 318 amino acids. Gene Ontology annotation, biological process: spliceosomal complex disassembly. Lineage: Eukaryota; Fungi; Ascomycota; Dothideomycetes; Pleosporales; Pleosporaceae. The record is from RefSeq and is a predicted model, not a curated record. Gene Ontology annotation, cellular component: spliceosomal complex. The transcript has a single exon.
AUGGGCGACGACAACAAGAACAAGGAUCUGGAAGAUCUUGCAAAGUCCACCACUGAGGACUUCUACGAGUUGCUUGGUGUGGCCUUCGAUGCGCCGGAAGCUACGAUCAAGAAGGCUUACCGUAAGGCCUCAAUACGAUACCAUCCCGACAAGAACCCCGACAAUAAAGAUGCCGCCGACCGCUUCAUUUACCUCGGAUGGGCACGCGAUAUCCUCAUUGAUGAGAAACUCAAGGGCGAAUAUGACCGUGCGCGUACUAGGCGACGGGAGAAGGCGCUGCAAGAUGAGCUAUUGGAUGGCCGGCGACGCAAGAUGAAGGAUGACUUGGAGACAAGAGAACGAGAGGCGUCCGACCUGAAGAGGAAGAGGGCAGGCCAUAUGGACAAAGAGGUGGAAAGGUUGGCCGAAGAUGGUAAGAGGCGGAGAAAGGAACUCCAGGCACGCAGGGAAAGGGAACGCAAAGAAGAGGCUGAGGUGAGCUUCAAGGAUGUCAAAAAGAGCCCCGAGCCGCAAACGCCCAAGCCCGGAGAGUCGUCCGAGCUCGAUCGCACAGUCAAGGUUCAGUUUCGACGAGAAGGCGAGACCGCAGCUUGGGACGAGGACAAGAUAUCGAGCAUGUUUGCGAAAUACGGCAAGAUUGACAUUGUGAUCAUGGGCAAAGACAAGAAGAUUCGACCUUCAGGAGAAAAGCAUCACAAGACCAUCGCUGUUGUGUUCAUCACGUACACGCGUCUUGAUCAUGCGCAUGCCGCUGUCUUGGACGGGAAGUCUGACUACCCGAGAUUGGAGUCUGUAUUUAGAGUGAAGGACCAUCCGCCAACCUUCGAAGAUGUCUCCAAGAGACUACUUGAAGCAGAAAACCAACUCAGCGAGCACCCACACACUGGAGGGAAGGAUAAGAAAAGCCCCCCAAGAUGCACCUCAUUCAGACAAAAAGAUGCGCCACCAGCACCGUAA